Fomitiporia mediterranea MF3/22 is the source of this 1390-nucleotide messenger RNA. Its product is annotated as O-methyltransferase family 3 protein. Lineage: Eukaryota; Fungi; Basidiomycota; Agaricomycetes; Hymenochaetales; Hymenochaetaceae. Bases 1 to 690 code for a protein of 229 amino acids. The transcript has 7 exons. Gene Ontology annotation, molecular function: O-methyltransferase activity; S-adenosylmethionine-dependent methyltransferase activity. The record is from RefSeq and is a predicted model, not a curated record.
AUGCAACCACAAGACUUCGUGCCAACAAACAAAGAAGACUGGGCCAAGUCCGAUAUUUACCACAAUAAAUUCCUUAUCCCAGAAGAUCCGGUACUUGAAUUUGCGGUGAAGACUAGUCGGGACAAUGGGUUACCGGAUAUCGCAGUGAGCGCUGCGCAGGGUAAAUUCCUGAACCUCGUGGCACGGUCUAUACGUGCUAAGAGGAUUCUUGAGGUCGGGACGUUGGGAGGGUAUUCUACGAUAUGGCUUACUAGAGCACUACCUGCGGAUGGAAAACUCGUUAGCCUUGAGAUUGACCAGCUACGUGCUAAAGUAGCUCAGGACAACCUUGACCACGCUGGUCUUAUGAACAAAGUCGAGAUUAAAGUUGGUCCUGCCGCAGAUACGUUGAAGGCACUCGAUUCGAGUGAACCCUUCGAUCUCGUGUUUAUUGAUGCCGACAAACCCAAUAAUUUGACGUACUUCCUCGAAGCAAAACGGUUGACUAGGCAAGGAGCCGUAAUUCUCGUUGAUAACGUCGUUCGUUGGGCGAAAGUCGCUUUGGAGCCCGAAGACACUAAUGAUAGGAAUGUGCUGGGAGUCCGAAAACUUUUGAAUCACCUGAAGGACGAUAAGGAGGUAGACGGGACAACGCUAGGCCUGGUCGGUGACAAGGGUUACGACGGUAUACUGUAUGCCAUCAAGAAAUGAUCUCUUUGAGGCAUUUUGAAUACGAAACAGUGCAAGCAGUGCACCCAGGGAAAAGGACGGCAUUAUAAUUCGUGCUAAUUUGGGUAGAGAGCAGCGUGUUGCAAUGUCUAGAGGGAAAUUAUUUUGUACUAUAGAUACGUACUUUUCAGGUGCAUUUUACCGAGUUACUUGAACUGGGUACUAUAGGAGGGUCAUCCCAGCCAGCCAACACUGUGUAUCUUUCCUUCCCUUCUUCGUCAACGACUUUUCGUCUUGAACCCUCGACGAUGCUUGGUGUGUUCGUAAAUCUCCCUAUCCUCUCCAGAACAUCCGCAUCCAUAUUAUAUUUUCUUGCUACCCCUUGUAACUCUUCUCGUGAACGAGCAGCUUUUCUGGACUCCAACGCGUCAACAAGCUCGCUCGCUCGAAGACGGUUCCUGGGAGGUGCAUAGGAUGCUGCCUGUUGUUCAGACGUUUCUCUGGACUGUAGUAAACGCUUCAUGUGGUCAUCCGCUCGAACCGCUGACAUGUGAUGGUCAACCUUGACUGGACCAAGCUGCUUGAGCUUUUGCAUAAAAUCAGGGUCUCCUGCAUCCAUUUCAAUUGAGGCACUUUUAGUUUCACUAGCCAUAGGUACGUUCUUUUUCGGAAGUUGUGACGGUACACCCCUGUCUGUCCUUGCCCCUGCCCAGGCCGCAGAUGGUUUUGAAGGAAGCUUUCG